GCUGCCAGCUGUGAGGGGAGCAGAGGAAACGGCCCGCAGAGUACUAAAGGGACAAAGAGCCCCUGCUUCACAUGCCAUCCUGUAAGACAGGUUGGAAACCUCAGCGUCCUCAAAAGACUGUGCUGACUGUCCUCCGUCUGUCAGAGGUAUUAGUCUUUUCCCUCAUCAUUCUGCAUCAUGCUGCUCCUGGCUGUUUUCUGCUGUCUCCUUUACACCUUGCUGGUGCCAUCCAGCGCCCAGUCAGACUCUAACCAGCCUGUGAUCCAGCUACGUCUAGCCGGGGAGAAGAAGAAACACUACGAGGGUCGGGUCGAAGUCUUUUACAAUGGAGAGUGGGGGACGGUGUGCGAUGAUGACUUCUCCAUCUAUGCUGCCCAAGUGGUAUGCAGAGAGCUGGGCUUCACGGGUGCCGAGUCCUGGUUGCCCUCAGCCAAGUACGGAAAAGGGGAAGGUCGUAUCUGGCUAGACAAUGUGCACUGCACAGGUAGCGAAAAGAGUCUGGCUCAUUGUGAGUCCAAUGGCUUCGGAGUAUCCGACUGCAAACAUUCAGAAGAUGUCGGCGUGGUGUGCAGUUCGAAGCGCAUUCCAGGAUUCAAGUUCAUUCGGAACCAGGCCAACAGCCAGGAGGGCUUGACGGUACAGGUGGAAGAGGUGAGAAUCAGGGCCACAUAUUCUCACAGAAAAAGGAUUCCCAUUACUGAGGGAUUUCUGGAGGUAAAAGACGGAGGCAAGUGGAGGCAGAUCUGCAAUGAGGAUUGGAACCAGAUGAAUAGCAGGGUCAUCUGUGGCAUGCAGGGCUUCCCUGGGGAGAAACGCUUCAAUACCAGACCCUACAAAUUGCUGGCCAGCCGUCGAAAGAAGAACUACUGGGGCUUCUCUAUCAACUGCACAGGCAACGAGGCUGACCUUUCUGAUUGUAAACUGGGCCGAGAGAUAGAGAAGAAAGGCAACAGCACCUGUGGAAAGGGCAUGCCUGUAGUGGUCAGCUGUGUGCCUGGACGGGUCUUUGCUCCUAGCGUCAGCAUCGGGUUCAGAAAAGCCUACAGGGUGGAGCAACCCCUAGUACGUCUAAGGGGUGGUGCCAUGAUAGGUGAGGGGCGAGUGGAAGUCCUGAAGAAUGGAGAGUGGGGAACAGUGUGUGACGACAACUGGAACAUUCGCACUGCCACCGUGGUGUGUCGAGAGCUGGGGUUCGGCAGCGCCAAAGAGGCCCUGACUGGCGCCCGAAUGGGACAAGGCAUUGGACCGGUCCACAUGAACGAGGUGGAGUGCUACGGUUUCGAAAAGUCUCUGACCGAGUGCUACUUCAACCCUAACUCUUUGGGCUGCAGCCAUGAGGAAGAUGCAGCAGUCAAAUGUAAUGUUCCUGCCAUGGGCUUCCACAAUAGACUUCGGUUAAGUGGCGGCCGUAACCCAUAUGAGGGCCGUGUGGAGGUCCUGGGGGAGAGAAAUGGCUCUUUGGUGUGGGGCACGGUGUGCAGUGACAGCUGGGGGACUAUGGAGGCCAUGGUAGUGUGCAGACAGCUGGGCUUGGGCUUUGCCAGCAAUGCUUUUCAGGAAACAUGGUACUGGCAAGGAGACUCAUCAGCUGAUGCUGUGGUGAUGAGCGGGGUGAGGUGUUCAGGAACUGAGCUGACUCUGGAGCAGUGCCUGCAUCACGGGAAACAUGUUGUCUGUCCCAAAGGAGGUGGACGCUUUGCUGCUGGGGUCUCUUGUACAAUGACGGCCCCUGACUUGGUCCUGAACGCUCAGGUUGUGGAGCAGACCACAUAUCUGGAGGACAGACCCAUGUAUGCUCUGCAGUGUGCCCAUGAAGAGCGUUGUCUGUCCGGCAGUGCUGACAAAGCUGACCCUAGUUCCUACCGCCGCCUUCUUCGCUUCUCCUCCCAGAUCCACAACAAUGGCCAGUCAGACUUCAGACCGCGGGCAUCACCUCAGUCGUGGGUCUGGCACGACUGUCACAGGCAUUACCACAGUAUGGAAGUUUUCACCCACUAUGACUUGAUGAGUCUGAACGGCACUAAAGUGGCAGAGGGCCACAAGGCCAGCUUCUGUCUUGAAGACACCUAUUGUGAUGAGGGAAUUCAAAAGAGGUACGAGUGUGCAAAUUUCGGUGCACAGGGCAUCACGGUUGGCUGCUGGGAUACCUACAGGCAUGACAUUGACUGCCAGUGGAUCGACAUCACAGACGUGAAGCCCGGCGACUACAUCUUGCAGGUUGUAAUUAACCCAAACUAUGAGGUCGCGGAAUCAGAUUACACUAACAACAUAAUGAAGUGCCGCUCCCGAUACGAUGGGCAUCGGAUGUGGACAUAUAACUGUCGUACAGGUGGCACACUGAGUUCAGAAACGGAGGAAACGUUUCCUGGAUUGCUUACCAACCAGCUUUCUCACAGGUAGACCUGAGAAGGACAGGUCAGCAUUGGUGGAUGGGGGGGUGCAGACUAAUAUUUGACAACCACUAGAGGGGGGCCUGGGCAGAUGUGCUUCCUUGGAGCAGUGCUGGAUUGUUGUGAGCUCUGGGCUCAUCUGGUACAAUAAACAAUGACUCAAUGGGAAAAUGAAAUGCUUGCUUACUAAACCAUUAACUGCAUUCAGAUGUUCAAAAAGUGUUAGUACAGUGUAGAUUUGAUCUGAUGUUUAUUUACCAGGAGAGAUGCCAUGAGGAUUGUAGCCAGGUAACUCGUUAAAUAACCCAUGCCAACGAGGGCCGCCUGCGUAAAAGUUUCCAGUGUUUGGGAGAACAUUUUAAACCAAAGAAAAAUCACGACAUGAGAGACCACGACUCUUGGACUGAGCUCUGUUUGAACGGGUGAAAAUAGUGUUGUGCUUAAUCUGGUGCUACAGCCUGUACUGUUGCCUCGCAGCUGAACCGAGAGACAUUUGCCUCAACAGUAAAUAGUUAAAGGAAUUACUGACUCAAAACUGUGAGCAGUUUUAAUAAUAAUACAUUACAUGACUAUGAUUAUCUCUGCAGAGCAAUGUGCUACAAUCUGUGGAUACAGCAUGUCUGAUAAGUAACUCCUGCUCUCAGAGGGAUUCAUUAUAACAAACUGAAAACAGGAUUCAUUUUAAAAUUUCUAUUAGAGCCUCCGUGCACUUAAUGUACCAACAUCUUGCAAAGAGCCUUUCACAUACUUGACACAUACAUUUCUGAAAAUAUUUUUAAUUUAUUCACACCACACACACAUUUUCAUCUUCUUGUUCUGCACAUCCUCUCCCUUUCUUUAUCGGUGUCUGAGUUGUGUUAAAUUAUUACCAUCAGGGAAUUUGAUUACAUUGUGGAAGUGCUGUAACAACCACACAUGUAUGUGAAAAUGCCUCUUCGUGGUUUUGUACAUUUUGUUUUUCUAAAUGUGGCAAUUCAAGGAUACUUGUUGGUUGCUGUCUGUUUUUAUUUUGUAUGCAUGGAUGAAUGUGGGAAAGCAUUAUGUUUUCAAUAAAAUGAAAUGCUUGACAAGUAA
This is a messenger RNA of Pundamilia nyererei, 3464 nucleotides long. It is a transcript of the gene loxl2a, whose product is annotated as lysyl oxidase-like 2a. Gene Ontology annotation, cellular component: membrane. Gene Ontology annotation, molecular function: protein-lysine 6-oxidase activity; copper ion binding. Gene Ontology annotation, biological process: peptidyl-lysine oxidation; collagen fibril organization. The transcript is spliced from 14 exons. The coding region runs from base 178 to 2400 and encodes 740 amino acids. NCBI's taxonomy places the organism in Eukaryota, Metazoa, Chordata, Actinopteri, Cichliformes, Cichlidae. The record is from RefSeq and is a predicted model, not a curated record.